AUGAGCACUGAGGUCAGCAAGGUAAAGAAGGAAGCAGUUGCAGGUCUCACUGCUGGUACGAUAACUACGGUGCUAAGUCACCCCUUAGAUCUACUUAAACUUCGCAUUCAGCUUUCGGUGACGAAACCCGUCGGUACUACAUACUACCAAUUGGCUCAAGAUGUCUUCAAGGGAACAGGGCUAUUGAAGGAAGCAUAUAGGGGCCUCGGUAUCAGUCUAUUGGGAAACUCUUUAGCUUGGGGUCUGUAUUUUGGGUUAUAUCGGUACUUUAAAGAUGUGGCGUUGAACUAUUGCUAUCCAGGCAGCGACACUGUGGGGGGCUUGAAGGACAGCAAACUGUCCUCUAGCAUGUAUUUGAUUACUGCAGGCUUCAGUGGAGCCCUGACAUCGGUACUUACGAAUCCUGUAUGGGUUGUGAAGACAAGAAUAAUGGCAACCUCAGCGAAGGGCCCUUACAAGUCUACUCUUGAGGGUUUCUACAGAAUAUACCGAAAUGAAGGUCUUGGGGCCUUCUGGAAAGGACUGGUUCCAUCUCUAUUUACUGUUUCACAGGGAGCAAUCUAUUUCUCAUUAUAUGACACUUUAAAGUUUCACUACCUGCAUACAAGUCGCGACAACACUGCAAGAAAACUCACAGCUUUUGAAAUAAUUGCUAUAACUUGUGUCUCUAAGAUGUUAUCGGUAACUGCAGUUUAUCCUUUAGUGCUGUUGAAAACAAACCUUCAAGAUUUGGGCUCUAAGCUAAGCAUCAAGUCUCUAAUUAAAACAGUGUACUCGUCGAGAGGAUUAACAGGCUUCUACAGAGGACUUUUCGCCCACCUAAUUAGAGCAAUACCAUCAACCUGUGUAACGUUCUUUGUCUACGAGAACACCAUGCAUUAUCUGUAA
Molecule: messenger RNA, 888 nt
Organism: Eremothecium sinecaudum
Lineage: Eukaryota; Fungi; Ascomycota; Saccharomycetes; Saccharomycetales; Saccharomycetaceae
Gene: FLX1
Product: flavin adenine dinucleotide transporter FLX1
Exons: 1
Coding region: 1-888 (295 amino acids)
Biological process (GO): folate import into mitochondrion; nucleotide transport
Cellular component (GO): mitochondrion
Molecular function (GO): folic acid transmembrane transporter activity; FAD transmembrane transporter activity
Source: RefSeq, a predicted model, not a curated record